Pyrenophora tritici-repentis Pt-1C-BFP is the source of this 1381-nucleotide messenger RNA. RefSeq names its product O-methyltransferase. Gene Ontology annotation, molecular function: O-methyltransferase activity. The record is from RefSeq and is a predicted model, not a curated record. NCBI's taxonomy places the organism in Eukaryota, Fungi, Ascomycota, Dothideomycetes, Pleosporales, Pleosporaceae.
AAUUUCAAUCUCUCUGCCCCAGCCAGAUUUCUUCAAGAUGGGUUCCAUUCAAGAGAAGGAGAUAGCCACGCUCAACAGCCUAGCGGCUCAAAUCAGCGAACUCGCUGCAAAGAUGACGAAACAGCUCGAAACAGAAAAGGUACCACCCGUCACUCUCGAGGCGGACAGCCCUGUCAAAUACAAGAACGUCUCUGGGGAGGUCUUCAUGUUAAGACAGAGUCUGGAAGAUGCGUUGAAGGACAUGUGGAUAUUGAGUCAGGGGCCGAGUGAUAGCGUAUUCAACUACGUACACAUGGCCAUUCCAGAUGCGGCUUGCCUGAACAUCCUGAACAGGUUCAACUUCUGGAACACAGUUCCUAUAUACGGCGAGGCGACGUUCGAAAAUGUAGCGAAGCAAACUAAGCUUCCGUUGGAGGUGGUCAGUCGUGUUCUCGAACACGCUGUCACCAUGCGCUUCUUCGUCAAGCCAUCGCCUACAGCAACUUCAGUCAGGCAUACCUCCCGAUCUGCUGCCCUUGCAAAAGAUGCCGGGUUGUCUGCUCUUGUGCAUAUGGUGUUGGAUGAGGCUGGCCCACCCAUGUUCAUGCUUCCGGAAGCUCUACGUCGCUUCUCACAAGGGAAACCGGACAUCUCCAAGGACGUAAAAGAGACCGCAUUCAAGCUCUGUCGCUCCGGUGGUGCAUGGGGCGAUUAUGAAAAUAGCUGGGACUUUAUCGAGAAUGAUGGCGAAGGCGAAGAGAAGGGAUGGCGGCAAAGAAAUUUCAUCAAGUUCAUGGCCUACAUCAAGGACUUGUUCCAAACAGAAAGCCACGUACUCAGUGCAAUCGACUGGAAGGCCGCUGGUAAUGCCACCGUCGUCGACAUCGCAGGCUCAGCCGGCCACGACGACGCCGUCCUCGCAAAAGCCUUCCCCAACCUCAAAAUCGUCGUCGAAGACCUCGCAGAAGUCGCCGCCGUCUUUGAAAAGGAAUUCCCCACCGACCUCAAAUCCCGCGUCUCCUUCCGCACACAUAACAUGUUCGACCCGCAGCCCGUCCAAGCAGACAUCUACAUGCUCAAGUGGGUACUGCACGAUUGGCCAGACGCCGAAUCCAUCAAGGUCUUGCAAGCUCUUCGUCCUGCGCUUAGACCCGGUGCGCGCGUUGUCUUUGUCGAUUAUGUUGGUAAGCAAGAGCCGAGCGAGGAAGACUUGCCGAGGAGUAUCCAUGGCUUUGGCACGGCAAUGGAUUUACGUAUGAUGGCGCUGUUCAAUGCAAAGGAGAGGCCGGUGGAGGCUUGGAGGGAGAUUUUUAGACAGGCGGAUGAGAGGUUCGAUAUUGUGAAGGUUGAGGCUGAUCCGUUGACUUUUAUGUGUGUGUUGGAAGCUGUUUGGAGGGGAUAG